Molecule: messenger RNA, 1670 nt
Organism: Populus euphratica (Euphrates poplar)
Lineage: Eukaryota; Viridiplantae; Streptophyta; Magnoliopsida; Malpighiales; Salicaceae
Product: probable inactive poly [ADP-ribose] polymerase SRO2
Exons: 5
Coding region: 366-1037 (223 amino acids)
Molecular function (GO): NAD+ poly-ADP-ribosyltransferase activity
Source: RefSeq, a predicted model, not a curated record
CUACCUUUCAGAAAUCCCAUCCCUUUCCGUUUGGAUCAGUAACUGCAACACUGAAACUAACACCUGUACAUACCUGUAACAAUCUUCUCGAGUCGAGCAAUAAAUAUAGAGAAAGGAACCCUUCUGUCUUUUAUUUCAAUCUCUCUUCUUUUCACUCCUUUUCUACACUAAAAUCUUGAUUUUGGUCAAGAAAGAAGACGGAGGAGCAAGUGUCGAUGACAAUAAAAGAUUAUGACGAAGAAGAUAUUUUGGACGACGCUGCUACCUCCAAAACCGAAGAUUCGUCUGAUCAUCACGAUAUACUCACGCAUUUCGCUCGAAAAGGAACGAUCAAGACUGGAAAAGAAACAUAGGAAUACGUAUCAAUGAAGACUCAAUUCCUUAUGGGCAUAAAACAAUAUGCUAACGAUACUGAGUUUAUUGCCUUACACAAGAACAUGGGAUUUACUCCGCUCAAGCUAGCUAGGUUUUUUGUGCUUACAAGUUUUGAAAAGGUGAUUUUGCAGAAGAGAGGAGCCCUUGGAGAUGCAAAGGUUGACCAUGGUUGGUUUGGUGCUUCAAAGGAGGAAAUUAUUCAAAUAAUUUCUUAUGGUUUUAGUUGGUGUAAUGGUCAAUCACACGGCCUUGGUGUUUAUUUGUCUCCUUUCGAGUUUCUCCUUGACGCGGUGAAAUUUACAAUUGCUGAUGAAAAUGGCAUGAGGUAUAUGCUGUUAUGUUAUUUGACAAUGGGGAAUAUGGAAGUGAUUCCGGCAGGUUCGAAGCAAGUAUAUCCGAGUUCAGUGGAAUUUGACACCGGUGUUGACGAUCUUGAAGCACCAAGAAGAUUGCUUGUGCGGAGUGCUUUCAUGAAUUCUCACAUCUGUCCUGCUCCUGCCUGCAACAUAACUUUUAAGGCCCCGUUUUUUGGUUUUGUUUUGUCAAGAGAUCAAAUCAGUGAACUCCCUGGAAUUUCUUUAAGUUUCCACGGAAGUGCCUCGACUUUUCCUGCUUUGUUUCCUAUACUGGCGACUGUUAUUGGUCCAGCCAAGGCGGUUUGAUUUACAAAAGCCUUGUAGACAAAAGAGCAAAUGAUCCAGACUAGAGGCGGAUCAUUGGGAACGACCGGCGAUUGAUUGCAAUAAUUAAAUCCAGCAUAGACAAGAAAUAGAGACAAAGCAGAAAUAGGCCUGUAUGACAGUCAAUCCAAUUAUUCUUGAGAUUUUGGCUUGCUUCUGUGCAAACGUUUGACAAGACAAGCAUGGGCUUUGAAUGGAUCUAGGAUUUCACGGGAAGUAUGGCUGCGGCGAGCGCAUCCAGCAGCAAGGAUGGCGGCAGAGUCAACAAAUGAUAGCAGAAGGGAAUUGCAUAGCUUAUUGAUGGCCCUCUUCUAGAACAUGUUACCAGAGUUGUUUGUGGUGUAAUAAGGCUUCUUCAUCACUUCAUUCUGAUGCCAGAAUCAUGAAAGUAGGUAGCAUCUUUUUCUUCAAAAAAGGAAGCGAACAUCAAACCCUGUAUCACCUUCCAAGAAAUCCAUUUAGUUCCAGAGUAAUGGAUGUCAAUAUCCAGACAGGCGGAAAAGAAGUACCAAUGUUGCUAUAAAAUGGUGAUUUGACUAUAAUAAUCCCUGAAAGAUGAAGUACCAAUGAAAUUGGAAUUGGCUUACUGAAAGAUAGAACUUAUUUCCUGGAACA